This is a messenger RNA of Peronospora farinosa, 462 nucleotides long. The record is from the annotation of a GenBank genome assembly. Lineage: Eukaryota; Oomycota; Peronosporomycetes; Peronosporales; Peronosporaceae.
AUGGCUCGCCGGGUGUAUGGCAUCGGUGUAGAUGUGGCGCUGGUGUCGCGCUUCGAGCGCAGCUUUGCACGUUUUGGUGAACGGCUUCUCAUGCGUGUGCUCCACCCUAUAGAAAUCGCUGAGUUCCACGCUCGUCCAAGUGCUCAACGUGUGAUGUUUCUGGCCUCCAGGUGGGCAGUGAAGGAAGCUACAUUUAAGGCUUUCCAACGUUACCGCGUGCGAUUCCCGGAGAUUUACGCGGUCCGAAGAGGCUUGGAAGACUCUGCAGUCUCUACAGCUCUACAUGUAACAAGUGACUCCAAGGCACUGCGUCUUCAGUUCUCGGGCGAGACAAAAACUCUCGCCAAACGACUGCGAUUAGUGGAGCCGCAUGUGUCAAUAUCACACGAUGGAGACUACGCUGUGGCUUAUGUGGUGUUACAAGAAGAGGUCGAUGGGAUGAUAAAGGCAGGAAUGUCUUAG